Messenger RNA from Apis laboriosa (Himalayan honeybee), 820 nucleotides. RefSeq names its product mitotic spindle assembly checkpoint protein MAD2B (gene PolZ2). Gene Ontology annotation, cellular component: zeta DNA polymerase complex. Bases 131 to 754 code for a protein of 207 amino acids. The record is from RefSeq and is a predicted model, not a curated record. NCBI's taxonomy places the organism in Eukaryota, Metazoa, Arthropoda, Insecta, Hymenoptera, Apidae. The transcript is spliced from 3 exons.
ACUUUAAUUAAAUAAUAUAUAUAAAAAAUUUUCAAUAAAAAAAUUAAAUAGCUAAUAUUAAAAUUGUAAGCUUAAAUAUUUUGUUCUAAUUAUUUAUUAUAUUUUUAUCAUUUUAAAAACAUUCUAAAAAAUGUCUGAAGAUAAAUUAGUUACUACUGAUAUUCUACUGGAAUUUUUAGAAGUAGCAUUCAAUCAUAUCUUAUUUUUUAGAAAUUUAUAUCCCAAAGAAAUAUUUGUAAAAAAAAAAAUUUAUAGCGUAAUUGUAUAUAUUUCUGAACAUCCUGAGCUUAAUGAAUACAUAAAAAAUGUAUUAAAUGCAAUUAGAGAAUUAGUGAAAGAGAAUGAAAAUAACAUUAAAGCUGUGAAUCUAGUUUUUUAUAAUAAAAAAAGAGAGCCAAUUGAGAAAUUUAUUUUUGAUUUUAUUAAAUUACAAGCAAAUAGCACAGAAAAAGAUCCAUAUUAUUUAAAAACAGAAGAAUCAUUAAGAACAAUUUGUUUGAAAUUAUCAAUGUGUGAAGCAUAUUUGAAACCAUUGCCAGAAGACUCAUCCUUCUCCAUUGAAAUUCAAACACAUGAAACUGCACAUAUUAUUUUAAGUGAAAAUCCUCAUUGUGAAGAUUUUCCAUGGAUUAUCGAUGAAAAUGCUUUUGAAAUGACUAACAAAAAUUUACUUCCAUUGAAAACUAUAAAAACAGAUUGUCUAAAUUUACAAAUGUAUGUUAUUGAAGAUGAAAAUAAGAAAUGCACAGAUUAAUUACAACUAUAUGUAAUAAUUGAUUUUAUAAUAUGUAUUUAUUAAAUAAUUAUUAGUCUUAAUUAU